This is a messenger RNA of Cyprinus carpio (common carp), 3214 nucleotides long. Its product is annotated as cyclic nucleotide-gated cation channel-like. Gene Ontology annotation, biological process: monoatomic cation transmembrane transport. Gene Ontology annotation, molecular function: intracellularly cGMP-activated cation channel activity; intracellularly cAMP-activated cation channel activity; protein-containing complex binding. Lineage: Eukaryota; Metazoa; Chordata; Actinopteri; Cypriniformes; Cyprinidae. Gene Ontology annotation, cellular component: intracellular cyclic nucleotide activated cation channel complex; plasma membrane. The record is from RefSeq and is a predicted model, not a curated record.
AGGCAAAAUUUAAAGGCAAGGCAAAAUAAAAUUUUAAAUACAAAGUGACAGACAAUGGGGUAAAACGUUGGCAGUGUUUUCACAAGACGGAAUAUUUGGGUUUCAAUCGAUACGACAAACUUGCAGAGUCUCUUCUCUCGAUAGGUAAGCUAAAUUUCAAGUUAAAAGUAUUCCUAAUAUGUUGGACCUUUGACUGAAAGUGUUCUACUUUUACCUUCAGUUUUCUAGACCCAUAAGAGCUGAGUUUGUAAUGUUUGAGUUAGGGAGGCUGAUGCGUGACAGAGACGUUUGUGAAGGUUGUUUUAAAGGUGACACUAGCAGCGCAGAAACUUCCUACCCUACCUUUAACUGACAGCGACAAGGAAAAUCUAAAUUUGUUAAUAUUUACAUAAUGACGCUGGGUCAGUGAAAACACUGGAGAUAUCUUCUUUAAAUGUUUGCCAGUUGAAUAAAAGUUCAAUAAAUGUUAAAUAAAUGUUUCUUGAGCACCAAAUCACCAUAUUAGAAUGAUUUCUGAUGGAUCACAAUGUGACAGUGAAGACCGGAUUAUGACUGCUGAAAGUAAAAUUUUUCCAUCACAGAAAUCACAUUUAAAAAUGUAUAAAAACAGAAAACAGUUAUUUUACAUUUUAAUAAUAUUUCACAAUAAUACUGUUUUUUUUUAUCAAAUAAAUGCACCAUUGGUGACUAAAAGUCUGUCAAAAACAUUAAAAAUGUUACUGACUUUUAGUGUCAUUAUAACUUUAAGUAUUUGAAACAUAAAGUCAUGAAAACAUGCUAUUUUGCACCUAUGUACAGUUAAUGAAAAUGUUACUAAUUAAUGUGACCAUCUCUUAUUUUUCUCCUCCCAUUUUCUUUUGCCCUGCCCCUGCAUACCCAGCCUUUCUGUCUUAUCUGCUGGCUCUCUCUACCUCUUUUGCUGGAGUGACUUCCACACUAGAGAGAUGGACUGAGCGAUAUUAUUCUAUUUACACAGAGUACAUAGAUAGAGAACUGUACAUUUCUAUACUAGUAUGAAAAUCAGAAACAUGCUUUGUGUGUCUCUUGUUGAGCAUAAGGAUGCAAUAUGGACCAACAUUCCAGAGCUUUUUGGGAUACUAAAGAAGAGAAGCAGCUGAAGUAUGACGGGCCAGUCGGCUGCUGAGGGAUCUCCCUGCUCUCGUCGUCUCUCUGUGCAAACUCAAGAGGACGGGCAGGACCGAGCAGAGAGUGUGCUUAGCAGGUCUCAGUCUGUGUGUGAUGACACCUCGUCUGAGCUGCAGCGAGUAGCUGCCUUAGAGCAUCAGGAUGCACCGUCCAGAAACUCUUUUAGGGGAAGAGGAGCCCUGUUCAGGUUGGUGAGUCUGGUGGUGAUUCUGAGAGACUGGGCACACCGGAGUCUUAUAGAGGAGGAGGAGAGACCUGAUUCCUUCUUGGAAAGAUUCCGGGGACCCGAAGUACGAGCUCCACCCAGUCGAACGAGCAACAACCAACCGGAUGCCAAUGGAAACACUAAAGGAAACACAAAGAAGCAAGAGACAUUUAUAGUUUCUCCCUCUGAUGAUAUUUACUACUACUGGCUGUUGUUCAUUGCCGCUGCUGUGCUUUAUAAUUGGGUACUGCUUGUGGCAAGAGCCUGUUUUGAUCAGAUGCAGACUGAGAAUCUUAUUGUCUGGCUGGUGUUUGACUAUUUGUGUGAUGCUGUCUACAUACUGGAUUCAUGUAUGCGGCUAAGGACGGGUUACCUGGAGCAAGGACUUCUGGUGAAGGACCUUGCAAAACUCAGAGACACCUACAUUCACACUUUUCAGUUCAAACUGGAUGUUAUCUCCAUCCUCCCUACAGACCUGGUGUACAUUAUCAUGGGCAUCAACACACCACAGCUACGCUUCAACCGCCUCCUGCGCUUCUCUCGUAUGUUUGAGUUCUUUAAUCGGACAGAGACAAGAACCAACUACCCAAACAUCUUCCGCAUCUGGAACUUGAUUCUCUACAUUCUGGUUAUUAUCCACUGGAAUGCCUGCAUCUACUAUGCCAUCUCGAAGUCUCUAGGUUUUGGUACAGAUCAGUGGGUUUAUCCCAACAUCUCAUCCACAGUGGAAGGAGCUCUGAGGCGGAGCUACAUAUACUGCUUCUACUGGUCCACACUGACACUGACCACAAUUGGUGAGAUGCCACCACCGGUACGGGAUGAGGAAUAUGUGUUUGUGGUGUUUGAUUUUCUUGUUGGAGUCCUGAUUUUUGCCACCAUUGUUGGUAAUGUGGGUUCCAUGAUUUCCAAUAUGAACGCCACAAGGGCAGAGUUCCAGGCACGGAUUGAUGCUGUUAAACAUUACAUGCAUUUCCGCAAAGUCAGUCGCCAUCUAGAGACACGUGUAAUCAAAUGGUUUGACUACCUGUGGACAAAUCAGAAAGCGGUGGAUGAACAGGAAGUCUUAAAAAAUCUUCCUGACAAGCUACGUGCAGAAAUUGCUAUCAAUGUUCAUUUAUCUACUCUGAAGAAAGUUCGCAUCUUUCAAGAUUGUGAGGCUGGGCUGUUAGUAGAACUGGUUUUAAAACUACGUCCCCAAGUGUACAGUCCUGGUGACUACAUCUGCCGAAAAGGAGACAUUGGAAAAGAGAUGUACAUCAUUAAAGAGGGAAAAUUAGCAGUUGUUGCUGAUGAUGGAGUGACACAGUUUGCAUUGCUAACAGCUGGGGGUUGCUUUGGCGAGAUUAGCAUUCUUAACAUUCAGGGUAGUAAAAUGGGAAACCGCCGGACGGCUAACAUUCGCAGCAUAGGCUACUCUGACCUCUUCUGCCUUUCAAAGGAUGACCUUAUGGAGGCUGUAACUGAAUACCCAGAUGCACAGAAGGUUCUGGAAGAGCGUGGAAGGGAGAUUCUAAGGAAGCAGGGGCUUCUGGAUGAAAGCACCCCACAGGGAGGGCUCGUCAUGGAUACCGAUGAGAAGGUUGAACGUCUGGAGAGCUCACUGGAUGUUCUACAAGCACGAUUUGCACGGUUGCUUGGGGAGUUCACAGUGACUCAAAGCAGACUGAAACAAAGAAUCACAGCGCUUGAGAGACAGCUGUGUCAUACAGGCCUUGGGCUUGUUUCAGAUCAAGAGAUGGACUUUGAGAGUAAUGGUAACACACCACGAGCCAACUCAACUACAUAGAUGUGUGCAUCUGCAUCAGAUUUUGUGCCUCUAUGUCACAGGAUUAUUAAGUGUUUAGCUGCACACUAAUUCAAAUU